Baudoinia panamericana UAMH 10762 is the source of this 930-nucleotide messenger RNA. RefSeq lists its product as uncharacterized. Bases 265 to 861 code for a protein of 198 amino acids. Lineage: Eukaryota; Fungi; Ascomycota; Dothideomycetes; Mycosphaerellales; Teratosphaeriaceae. The record is from RefSeq and is a predicted model, not a curated record. The transcript has a single exon.
AUAUCAACCACCUUUUCUGUUCACUGCCUUUGUCUCUGCUUAGACCUUUACGCUACCUCUCACAUUUAUGCUCUUCGCCUAAACUGCUUUACUGCCUUCACUGCUAGCCAGGGGCAUUGGCAUUGGCAUUCGGCUGGGUCCGAUUUCCACAUCACCAGCAUCUGAACUGGCCGUCUCUGUUCUGCUUUCCUAAAGAUCUAAGGUUCUGGUAAGAAGAGAGUCAAACAGCCGUUCCCUUUGCAAGGCUAGUCGGCAAGCUACGCUAUGGAAGCCUCGCACGAGAAGACUGCCUUCGGUGCAACGAUUGUCCCACAAACGGAACGCCAGGAUGAAGCUCUGAUUCCACCACCCACCCUCGACUCACCAGCUCUUACCCCUGCUGUGUCCCGGGACGACGUCAGUGCGGACUACCACAACGACGCCAUUCCACCGCACUCACCCUUCUAUCACCAUGCAGAAAGCAAACAAUACAGCAGAGAUAACGUCGCCAUCUUCGAGAAGGAUCUCGAGAGCGGUAAUGCCACUCCCUUGACCGCCAAAGACGAAGAAAACCCGUUUGCGAGCAAGCUUAGCGUGGACUGCAACAAAGAAUGCAGCAUGUGGCCGUCAAGGCAGACCCUUAUGCGACAGAAGACGGCGGAGAAGCAGAAGCAACGGGCUCAGCGAGGCUGUGCUGGCUGUGGUAUGUUGAAGGACAGAUGGACCAUGAUGAGCAAAAGGAAUCAGCUUCUAUGCAAACUGGUCAUUGCUCUGUUCAUUGUUGGCGCCAUUGUGGGUGUAUGCGUUGGCAUCAGUAUAGCAGUCCACGGCACCUACUACUCUGGCGAACAACAUCAGCAGCAAGUCGGUGCACAUCGAUAGUCAUGCCCAACAACAACACCAAGAAUAGCACUUACGGUUGUGUGCGUGCUACCAGUAACACCAAUAUAG